Messenger RNA from Synchiropus splendidus (mandarinfish), 779 nucleotides. It is a transcript of the gene thoc7, whose product is annotated as THO complex 7. Gene Ontology annotation, biological process: mRNA export from nucleus; mRNA processing. Gene Ontology annotation, cellular component: THO complex part of transcription export complex. Lineage: Eukaryota; Metazoa; Chordata; Actinopteri; Syngnathiformes; Callionymidae. The record is from RefSeq and is a predicted model, not a curated record. Bases 112 to 723 code for a protein of 203 amino acids. The transcript is spliced from 8 exons.
CUGAACGAUAGGUGGCGGUGUUCACUUAUCGUGGCUCGAGUGCCACCAAGCGAAGAAGAGUCUCGAGCGAUCGACUACUAACCAAGCGGCUAAUAAAGAUAGAAUUUCGUCAUGGGAGCGGUGACUGACGACGAAGUCAUUCGGAAGCGACUGCUGAUCGACGGGGAUGGAGCCGGAGAUGAUCGCAGGAUAAACGUGCUUCUGAAAAGUUUCACGAAAUGGUGCAACUCGUCUGUGAGCCAAGAAGAGGAAUUUACUCAGCAUCAGAGAAUGCUGGCAAUGCUGGCGCAGUGCGACUUCUCCAUGGGAAGGACCCUGAUGGUUUAUGACAUGAAUCUCCGUGAAAUGGACAAUUAUGAGAAAAUCUACUCAAAUAUAGAACAAAACAUCACAUCUGCACAUGAGAAGAUUGGAGAGUGUAAAAAAGAAAUCCAGCGAGCAAAGAGAAUCCGAAAGAAUCGCCAAGAAUACGACGCUCUGGCCAAGAUCAUCCAGCAACAUCCUGAUAGACACGAGACGCUGAAGCAGCUGGAGUCGCUGGACAAAGAGCUGCAGCAGCUGUCCCACAUCAAGGAGAAUGUGGAUGCCAAGUUGGAGUUGAGGAAGAAGCAGUUCCACGUGCUCCUCAGCACCAUCCAGGAGCUCCAGCAGACGCUCGAGAAUGAUGAGAAGAUGGAAAAUGACGAGAACAACCAAGAGAGCGCCACCGACAUCAGAGACUGAACCACCAUUUUUUUUAGCUUCUGACACUUUUUAAUGUUUUCAAUAAAGUUUACAAU